ACCCAUUUAUGGCCCGUGACACUGAUAAGGUUGUCUUUGUCCUGUAACAUACCUGGCACUCCUACUCCUACACCAGUUUUUUGCCUUAACUUGGUCAGCCAACCCCCAUUCCCAUUCUCUUUCAUCUCUUUGUCUCCUCAUUUUUUCUUUUUCUCUGUUCAAAACAUUCAUUUAUUCAUAAAUGCCUUUCAACCCUUUUUAAUUUGAUUAAUUUUUUAGAAAUUAAUUCACUUAAUUGGGUAAAUUAGUCUUCUUUUUCUUCUUGUUUUUUUUUUUUUAGGAAUUUAGAAUUAGUACAAUGUGGUUUUGUGUUUGAUCAGAUACCCAUUUUCAAAAUUACUCAAAUUUGAUUUUUGAAUUUGGGUUUAAAUUUAAAUCAAAGUGUUGUGAAAAGAUCUAGAGUUGGAAAUGAGUGCAUCUAGGUUUAUCAAAUGUGUAACAGUUGGUGAUGGUGCUGUGGGUAAAACUUGUAUGCUCAUUUCAUAUACCAGUAAUACUUUUCCUACGGAUUAUGUACCAACAGUUUUCGAUAACUUCAGUGCUAAUGUUGUGGUCGAUGGGAACACAGUCAACCUAGGGUUAUGGGACACUGCAGGUCAAGAAGACUAUAACAGAUUAAGACCUUUGAGUUAUCGCGGGGCAGAUGUGUUUAUUUUAGCGUUUUCAUUGAUUAGCAAGGCUAGUUACGAAAAUGUGGCCAAAAAGUGGAUUCCCGAGCUGAGGCACUAUGCACCUGGAGUUCCAAUUAUUCUCGUUGGAACGAAAUUAGAUCUUCGGGAUGACAAGCAGUAUUUCAUGGAUCGUCCUGGUGUGGUUCCUAUUUCAACUCAACAAGGAGAGGAGCUGAAGAGAGUCAUCGGCGCUCCUUACUACAUCGAGUGUAGUUCAAAAACUCAACAGAAUGUGAAGGCAGUUUUUGAUGCGGCAAUUAAGGUUGUGCUCCAGCCGCCAAAAACGAAGAAAAAGAAAAAGAAGGCAAAAGGAUGUUAUAUUUUGUGAAUAUGCUAUGGUCAUUAGAAGGAAAAUGACCUGCCAUUCUUGCCUAGUUUGUUGUGCUCUAUCCAAAUAGUUUUCAUUAUAGCAUGUGUUUUAAGGUUUUUGUGCUUUAGAUGAAACAUUUUAGUCCCUUGGUGUAUAGCCUUAACUGACACAAAUACUCUGCAAAGACUUCCAAGUAAUUUGUACUUCUGUCUGCUUUAUAAGAAAGUUAUUUUCCAUAA
Amaranthus tricolor (Joseph's coat) is the source of this 1220-nucleotide messenger RNA. Its product is annotated as rac-like GTP-binding protein 5. NCBI's taxonomy places the organism in Eukaryota, Viridiplantae, Streptophyta, Magnoliopsida, Caryophyllales, Amaranthaceae. Bases 409 to 999 code for a protein of 196 amino acids. Gene Ontology annotation, cellular component: cell cortex; plasma membrane; cell projection. Gene Ontology annotation, molecular function: GTPase activity; protein kinase binding; GTP binding. The transcript has 7 exons. The record is from RefSeq and is a predicted model, not a curated record. Gene Ontology annotation, biological process: cortical cytoskeleton organization; regulation of cell shape; establishment or maintenance of cell polarity.